This is a messenger RNA of Thecamonas trahens ATCC 50062, 4343 nucleotides long. RefSeq names its product UDP-glucose:glycoprotein glucosyltransferase 1. The record is from RefSeq and is a predicted model, not a curated record. The transcript is spliced from 2 exons. Gene Ontology annotation, cellular component: endoplasmic reticulum. Lineage: Eukaryota; Apusomonadida; Apusomonadidae. The coding region runs from base 1 to 4308 and encodes 1435 amino acids. Gene Ontology annotation, molecular function: UDP-glucose:glycoprotein glucosyltransferase activity.
AUGAGGUAUUUGCUAGCGGUAGUAGCUGCGUGCCUGCUGGCCGCUGUGGUGGUCGAGGCCCAGGUCCGCGUGGCCAUGCGUCCGCGGUGGGCGCCGACGUCAGUGCUUCAGGAAGCAAGUGAGUUUGCGAGGACGUGGGGCGAGCCGGGCCUGGCCUUUGUCGACGCGGUCGCCAACCAUUGCCCCAAGUGCGCGCAUGUGGUGACGGAUGUGCAGGUGGUGGAGGCGCUGUCAGCGUCCGAGGCGUACGGACUGGCAGGACGAGCAGAUCUGCUGCGGAUGGCGCUCAAUGUGGGCGCCCAUGCGCCUGCUGUUGAGGCCGCUCGCCAAGUGGCGGCACUGUUGGCUGAUGAGGCCUGCUCCUCGGUCUCAGACGGCCUCAUCUUGGUGGCCGGCGAGAAGGUCUUCUGCUCCGAGGCUGCCAUUGAUACCGGCCUGGCCGAUGGAAGUUUGGUUGCUGCCGCUGGAGCGGGCGGGCUGGAGGAGCUGCCGAUGAUCCGCGACGCGCUUGCAGCCGAGCUCCUCGCUGUGGCUGCCGGCACUGCACCGAAGGCUAUCAUGUUUGGUGUCCUCGGCACACGGACGGUCUCGCGAGUCUGGCUCGAGCUUCGGCUAGCACUGGGUGACGAGCUGGCGUUUGGCCACGGCGUGGCGAGUGGAGGCCAGGAGCCAUCCCGGCUCGCGGGUUACGGCGUCGAGCUUGCCAUCAAGUCAACCGAGUACAAGGUGGUUGACGACUCGAGUGACGAGGAGAACGAUGAGGGCGAGACAGUUGACGCCGACGCGCCGCUGCCGUCGCUUCCAGGGCUGGAUGUGACCAAGCUCGUGGAGCGCAUGCCGGACGAGGAGGCCGCACUGCGGGCCGCGGGCGUAGCGUUCGGCAACGCUGCCGAAAUCAAGCCGCUCAAGAAGUGGCAGCUUCGCGAUCUUGGGUUCAAAGCUGCGCAGGCUGUUGUCGACGCCAGUGACCCGCUUGCCGAACUUGCCCGCAUUUCGCAGAACCUUCCGUCGCUGGCCUCGUGGCUGGCGCGGAAGAAGAACUCGGCGGCGGGGCUACACAGGGAAGUUCGCGAGACGGCGGCAGUUGCCGGUGCCGGGUCCACGGCACUGGUGGUCAACGGGCGGGUGGUCGACGUUUCCAGCACCUCGAUCUUCCAGCUCUACACCCUUGUUGGCGAGGAGCUUGUGCUCGCCGACAAGCUGAGGAGCCUUGGUCUCGCGCCCGAGCACGUGGCCGCGGUGGCAUCGGCAGCGUCACCGAACCAGGGGGCUAGCGGCGACUCUGUUCGUGUUGCUGUCACGGAAGUCAAGCACAUUGCAUACCUCAACAACCUUGCACGCGACGAGCAGUACGCCUCGUGGCCAGCUUCGAUUGCGGUCAUCACUCAGCCGACGUACGGCUUUCACCGGGUCCGCCGCAACGUAGUCACCCUGCUCUACGUCAUGGACCCAAGCAGCCCAGCCAGCCUAGGUGUAGUCUUCCAGCUCAUGCAGUUCCACUCGGGUGACGCACCGCUGCGGUUUGGGCUUGUCCUUCGGCCAGGUCCGUCGGAUCUGAGCUCGCGCCUUGUCCGUGGCCUGCUGCAUGUGCGGGGCGAGGGCGGGUCGGCCCUUAUGUGGCAGGUUCUCGGCGGCGUGGCCAUGCGCGCGCGUGGCGGCGUGCCGCUCGAGGAGCACUUUGACGCUGCCCUGAGCGCAGUCGCCAACUGGGACGGGCCCAUCACCCUUGCGGACAUCCUCGCAUCCGAGGCGGGCGACGAGCUCGCCGACGAGCUUGCCGAGCUUGCGGCCUACCACGCCAGCAUCAACAUUCCGGCAAACACCUUUGUCAUCAACUCGCGGGUGGUGCCCAACGAGGGCGCGCUGCAGAGUGUGGUAGCCUCGGCGCUUCGCGACGAGCUGACCCGGCUGGCGGCUCUGGUUGUGGCCGGCAAGGUCAACGACAAGGUCAACGUCUUCAAGUACGUCAACACCGAGCCGGACGUGCUCUCGUCAUACUCGCGGCUGGCAGUGCCGUCUGCCGAUGCGCCACUCCGUGUCGUUGCGCUGGAUCCGUCCAAGGUGGGCCUCGCCAUCGGUGCGUGGCACGGUGCCGAGGCGGCGCCGGUCUCGAUCUUGGUCGUGGCUCGCGACGACGGCAGUGCGCAGUGUGUUGUCGACAAGCUUGCAGCUUAUGCGGUAUCCGAGCUUGCCCACUCGGGCAAGUUCCGGUACGCUCGGCUUGGUGUGGAGGCAUGGGCGAGUGCGGCAGGUGACGGUGAUGAUGCCGAGCUCGUUGUGGUUGUCAACGGGCGGGUCAUUGCUAUGGCGGCGAGCACGGCGUGCGACGAGCUUGCGCUCGGCGAUCUCGAGCUGAUGGUCAAGCUGGAGAUGGAGAGCCGGGUCGGGCUCCUGCUGGAGGGCGAGGCGGAGCUUGCGAGCGCGGGCCUGCGCGGGCGCAACAAGGCCGACGUGCUGAUGUACGCCUCGUCGCUGGUGUUUGCGUCGGCGCGCGCUGCGGACGAGGCCCGUCCGGUUGGUGCUAUCCGCUCGCUGGAAAGGGCGGCUGGCGGCGUGGUUGUUGGACCGGAGGCCGGGGCCACCAUCCGUGCGAUUGCCGUGGUCAACCCGCUCUCGGAGGCUGCGCAAGAGCUAGCACCGGUCCUCGCCCUCUUGCGCGAGUCUGUGGGCGCGCGUGUAGUGGUGAGGCUCAACCCAGAUCCUGCUCUCAGCGAGCUCCCGCUCAAACGGUUCUACCGGGCAGCGCUUGCGCCGGCGCUUGUGUUUGAUGGCCAAGGAGCGCGGCAGCAAGCUCAGGCGGUCUUCUCGGGUCUUCCGACGCAGUUCCUCCUCACGCUUGGGGUCUCGACACCGGACGCGUGGCUUGUGCAGCCUGUGGCAGCCAAGCACGAUCUCGACAACCUCCAGCUCGGGGCGCUGCGGCGCGGCGACGAGGUGGCCGCCGAGUUUGAGCUCUCGGAGCUCCUUGUGGAAGGCCGGGCGUACCAGGUGGCGCCUGUGGGUCCACCGACAGGCCUCGAGCUUGUGCUGGGCACUCCGCGUGAGGCUGUGGUGGAGGAUACGCUGGUGAUGGCGAAUCUGGGCUACUUUCAGCUCAAGGCACAGCCUGGGGUCUGGCAGCUGCAGCUCAAGCCUGAACGGCCAUCGUCCGAGAUGUACUCGAUGCUCAACACGACCGACUACGGGCUGCUCAAGGAGCGGAGCAAGGCCGAGUUUGACGAGCUUGUGGACGAAGCGCGGCUGGCCGACGGGACCGGCCGGGUUGUGGCCGUCACCUCGUUUGACGGCGCGUCAGUGACCAUGUUGGUGGCCAAGAAGCCCGGGUACGAGGAGAAGAGCCUGCUUGCUGCUCACGCCGAGGUCGCCGACUCGGGCCUCUCCUCGGUGUGGUCAUCACUGACUGGCAGCAGAGGCGGCUCCAAGUCGGACGUCAUCAACGUGUUCUCUGUGGCCUCGGGCCACCUGUACGAGCGGUUCCUGGCGGUGAUGAUGCGGUCGGUGAUGAGCUCGACGCAGAGCAAGGUCAAGUUCUGGAUUCUUCGGCAGUUCCUCUCGCCAUCGUUCAAAGAGGCGCUGCCCAAGCUUGCUGCCGAUCUUGGCUUUGACUACCAGCUCAUUGCCUACCAGUGGCCGCGGUGGCUCCUGGGCCAGUCCGAGAAGCAGCGGCUCAUUUGGGGCUACAAGAUCCUGUUCCUCGACGUUCUCUUCCCGCUCGAGGUCGACCGGCUGGUAUUUGUGGACGCCGACCAGACGGUGCGGGCGGACUUGCUUGAGCUCCACACAAUGGAUCUUGAGGGCAAGCCGUACGGCUUUACGCCUAUGUGCGAGAGCAACCCGGACACGCAGGGCUUUAUGUUCUGGAAGCAGGGCUACUGGUCGUCGCACAUGAAGGGCAAGCCGUACGUUAUUUCGGCGCUCUUUGUGGUCGACCUCACCCGCUUCCGCGCCAUGUCUGCCGGCGACACGCUGCGGGCGACGUACCAGUCGCUGGCGCGCGACCCCAACUCGCUCUCCAACCUCGACCAGGACCUGCCCAACUACCUCGCGCCAGGGCAGCUCCCGAUGCACUACCUCCCGCAAGAGUGGCUCUACUGUGAGGCGUGGUGCGAGGAUGGGACUGGCAAGCUUCUCGACGCCGCAAAGUCCAUCGACCUCUGCAACUCGCCGCUGACCAAGGAGCCCAAGCUCGACAUGGCUGGCCGCGUCGUCGCCGAGUGGCACGACUUCGACGAUGCCAACCGGGCGCUCCUCCGUUCGCCGCCCUCCCCUUCCCCUGGCGAUAGCGAUGUCCGGCAUGACGAACUCUAGUCAAAGUCCAAUCCAAAAGCCGUACUUGAACCGCA